Molecule: messenger RNA, 657 nt
Organism: Chrysoperla carnea
Lineage: Eukaryota; Metazoa; Arthropoda; Insecta; Neuroptera; Chrysopidae
Exons: 5
Coding region: 48-473 (141 amino acids)
Molecular function (GO): sequence-specific DNA binding
Source: RefSeq, a predicted model, not a curated record
UAGUGUCAAAUAAAAUAUUAAUAAUUAAAAAUUAAAUAAAUAUUAAGAUGGUUUUUCAUUGUUGUGUGAAAGGUUGUGUAAAAACACAGAAGGAUAUUGGUUUACAUGUGAUUCCUAAGAAUUUUGAGAAGUUUAAAAAUUGGACAAUAGCGAUUGGUCGAACGGACAUCGAAUACUCGAAACGUGAAAACUAUCGUGUCUGCGAUUUACAUUUCGCCGACGAAAUGAAACUCCAGGCUUCAACAGGAAAAUUGGGAACUAACUUAAAGCCUAAUGCUUUUCCUAGCCUCCACUUAAGUAGUUCACAAUUUUUACAUGCAGAGGCCUCGAACAUAAAUUUGAUCAAAACUGCAUCAAAACGGCCUGGAUCGCCUAUUGCUUCUACGAGUCUAAAGAUUAUGGCCAUAAAUAUCGAAGAAGAACAAAUUCGACCUGCUUUUCAAAUAGAUUUGAAAAAAAAAUGCAUUUACUAAAAGAAGGAAAUGUGAGAAGGGUGAAAGAACUAUCGAAAACAGCAAGAAAAUAUUACCAUAUUGCGAAAGAUAUGUUAAAACUUGCUCGAAAGUUGAAAGAUAAAAAUGAAACAUAUCUUAAAAGAUUGGAAAAUGCAAACACGGAUGCAAACAUUUAUUAGUUUUAAUUUUAGUUGUAAGAAAC